AAAUUUAUCCAAUGAUUGAUGUUUGUAAGUGGCCACUAGAGGUCACUAAGUUCAUGCUUCCAUUGAAUGUCAAUCAUAUUACCGGGUUGAGACUGCAACCCCGGAAUCUGAAUAGCGACAGAUGGUUUCUCUGCUUGUGUUUUCUUGCCUGUGUCUGGGGGACUUGGAUAUGCCUUUUUGAUUAUAAAGUCAGCGAUUGUUGCAAGCAGCAUUAUAUUGAGGAUUUGCAGUUGCACCCCUUGGUGAGCGGAAUGAGUUUUCACGGUGCUUAUGAAGAAGAUUGAAAAUAAAUGAUUAACGUUACACCCGUUAGAGACUCUCUGCUUGUUAUCGGGAAACCAGGGGGCAGCUACAGUGAAAACUCAGCCGCUGAGCCAUCCAUCCACGCCAUCUUCGUUCAGCUGAUAUGAGAUCGGCCAACGCUACACGUGCGAGUGUGUGGAUUCCAUGGCUGCAGCGAGAGGCCUUCAUCGACUAAGCUGGUAAACUCGACUUGAGACAUCAAUAUAGAAGUCAGUGCCACAAACGGAAUUACAAGCUCAGUUAAUUCAUAUGGGACUUUGCACAUUUUAAGAAAAUAAAGAAAGGCAAUAUCCAAAUUACUUUAAGAGGAUUUUGACUGUGCUACAAGGUACUGUAAAUGCUAGACCAGUAAGACAAAGUACAAAGUCUAAUGGCACAAUUGUUUCACUUCUCCUGAAAGACUUUAACCCUUUAACUUGACAACUUUGAGAAACAAAUUGUCUGUUUGCAAAUUGUCAGCAGUAAUCUUGUUAAGACAUUUGUAUUGUAUCUGUUUACUCUUUGGGGUCCAGCACAAGUGUAAACGUCUGAUGUAAGUGGCAGCAUAGUUGAGAAGCCUAAUCCGUCAUUUACUUCAAAUUGAGUUUAGACGUAACCCCCCCCCCCAAAGCUUUAUAGUUCAAACAGAUCUACUGAGUCUUUACAAUGUCAUCUCCUGCCGACAAUAUGGAAAACCCUUCAGAAGCACACCAGACUAGGUCAAGCUCCCGUGAGCGUAGUUUAACAACAAAGGGUCAAGAGUUACGUGAACAGGAAGCAAUGAAAAAUGAAAGGACAUUCAACAAAGCCUAUGAUGCCUGGAAACACGUAGCAAAGGAGGUUAGAACCAAAUUAAAAGUUUUCUGCUCUGCUGAGGAUCUUGAUAGGAUUCAAACAGAAGUCAAAUCUAAACAAGCUAUAGUACACCAAAAUUAUGAACCCAUUCGACGCAAUCAAACCGCUACUCCAGUUAUCACCAAAAGAAUGGAUGCAUGUGACACUCUAACAGUUGAGAUCUGCGACCUGAGAGCCUAUAACAACUUUGAUGGUCUCGAAUGUUUUAAGGAAGACACAGAUCAGGAAACUCAGCAUGAUCAACAAGACAUGGGACCUGAGAUCUCGCUAAAUCCGCAAGCAGCACCUUUCCAGCCUCACUUUAUACCCUCCAACGUGAAAGUAACUCAGGAGGAAACAGGUCUCGCUCAGGCAAUUGCAAGCUCACUUACCUUAAGCCGCCUACCUGUUCCCGAACCGACUGUGUUCUCUGGUGACCCCCUAAAGUUCAUAGACUGGAGGAUAUCUUUCUUGGCUCUCAUCGAUCAGAAACCCCUUCCUGCUAGUGAGAAAAUGUUUUACUUAAAGAACUACCUCGCUGGGGAGGCACGUAAGGCCGUAGAAGGAUUUUUCUUCCACAACUCAGAGCAAGCAUACAAGGGCGCCUGGGCAGUCUUACAGGACAGAUAUGGAAGUCCAUUUAUUGUCCAAAGAGCAUUCAGGGACAAGCUCACAAAGUGGCCAAAAAUUGCGGCAAAUGAUCUAAUAGCAUUAAGAGAGUUCGCAGAUUUCCUUCAAGGCUGCGCCGAGGCCAUACCUCACGUCAAGGGCCUGAGCAUUCUAAACGAUUGUGAAGAAAAUCAUAAACUCCUUAAAAAGCUGCCUGAAUGGAUGAUACGCAGAUGGAGCCGUAUAGUUGUAGAAGAGCUAGACAGGUCUGGAGAAUUUCCAAGCUUUGCACACUUCACAGGAUUUAUGCAAGAAGAAGCUCGCGUCGCCUGCAACCCCAUUGCAUCCCCUCUCUUGAUGAACCUUAAACCUAGCGACGAGAGAUUCCCAAGAAGAGCUAAGGCACUCAACACAAGCAUACAAACGAAAAGCCCCAUCUCAGGAACCAUCGAAAACCCAAACUUGAGGCUACCUUGCUUAGUCUGUAAGGAUGAAACACACAGCGUCGUCAAGUGCCCAGCCUUCGCAGCAAAGACUCCAGAUGAAAAGAAAGCCUUCAUCCUCGAAAACCACCUGUGCUUCGGAUGCCUAAGGAAGGGGCAUAUUACCAAGGCAUGUAAGAGGCGUCACACCUGCGGUACUUGUGGCCGACGUCAUCCAACCUGUCUGCACAUAGACAGAGACAGGAAUCCCGCUGAACCUGCAGACAGAGAGUUUACGGCGCCAGGGAACCGUACAAGCAAGGAAAUUCAAAGGGUUAUGUCACAUGCUUUGACCCAGCAUAGCUCUGCUACAUCUAGCAUUGUUCCAGUUCUCGUGUCGUCAAUCAAAGAACCCAAGAAGGAAACACUCACCUAUGCCUUGCUCGACACCCAGAGCGACUCCACCUUCAUCUUGGAUGAUCUGGUUGCUGAACUUAAUGUAAGUGUACAGCCUGUGCAGCUUAAACUCAGCACAAUGACAGCUGUCGAUACAGUCAUAGCAAGCAAGGCUGUGUGCGGUCUACAGGUCCGGGGACUCAACUCUGAAAUUUACGUCCAACUACAUCAGGCGUAUGCACGAGAGUUUAUUCCAGUCGAUAAGUCUCACAUCCCUACUAGAGAUACAGCCCUCCAUUGGCCUCAUCUGAAAAGUCUGGCAAAAGAGUUGCACCCGCUUCAAGAUUGCGAGGUGGGUUUGUUAAUCGGCUACAAUUGUCCGUCAGCUCUGGCUCCUCUGGAAGUGAUCACUGGUGAACACAGCGAACCAUUCGCGCAAAAAACUCUGCUUGGAUGGAGCAUAAUCGGGUCAGCCAAUCCUUAUUUGGACAGACGAGGAGAUGAAAGCUUUGUGCAUCGCGUCGCAGUGAAGGAGGUACCAUUGGCCACUGAUGUGUUGAAAGUACUGGAGUCAGACUUUAAUGAGAAAGGUUACGAGGACAAGUAUGUAUCACAGAACGACGUUCACUUCAUACAGUUUCUUAAUGACAACAUUAAACAGAAAGAUGACGGCCGUCUCGAGAUACCUCUACCCUUCAAGGACAAUUGUUUCCCGACUCUACCGAACAACAAAAGGCUGGCUACUCUCCGACUGCAACACCUAGAGAAAAAGCUAAGGGCUAACAAACAGUACCUCGAGCAAUACAUUGCUUUCAUGGGUGAAAUUAUACAGAAAGGUCAUGCUGAGCCAGCCCCUCCACUUGCUGAAGGAGAAACGGUGUGGUAUAUUCCCCACCACGGAGUGUACAACCCUAAGAAGCCAGGGAAAUUAAGGGUCGUGUUCGACUGCUCGGCAAAGUUUCGAGGGAUCUCCCUGAAUGACACUCUGCUAACGGGGCCCGAUCUGAUUAACUCUUUAGUAGGAGUUCUUUGUCGCUUUAGAAGAGAAGCUGUGGCUGUGAUCUGCGACAUCGAAAAGAUGUUCCACCAAUUUAGCGUUUCGCCCAAAGCCCGCAACUACUUGAGAUUUCUGUGGUGGAAGGACGGAUUGCUGAACACAGAACCACAGGAGUAUAGAAUGUCGGUCCACCUUUUCGGAGCUGCAUCCUCCCCAGGAUGUGCCAACUUUUGUCUUAAAUAUCUGGCACAAAACAACAAGGAAAAACAUCCUGUAGCCUCUGAAUUCGUGGAAAAGAACUUCUACGUGGACGAUGGAUUAACCAGCGUCCCUACAGCCAAAGAAGCCAAAGAGUUAAUCAUCAGCGCUCAAGAAUUGUGUCAAGGUGCCGGCCUGCGGCUGCAUAAGUUCAACUCCAACCUUAAGGAAGUUCUUUCCUGCAUUGCUCCCUCAGAAAGAGCCAUAAGCACUGAUACUUUUAACAUCCUAACUGAUGCAACCUCAGAAGGACUCGUACUUGGUAUCCAGUGGUCAGCAGAAAACGACACAUUCAGUUUCCACGGUAAUGUAAAGGACCACCCCCCAACUCGCCGUGGUCUCCUGUCAGUUGUGGCUUCCCUGUAUGACCCUCUAGGGUUUAUAGCCCCCUUCAUUCUGAGUGGCAAACGCAUCCUGCAGGAGCUAUGUUGCAAAGGCAUUGAAUGGGACGACCCUAUUCCUGAGUACUUGCGUUCACGGUGGGAGGAGUGGAAAAACGACUUGCAGAAUCUUAAAGAAGUCACCAUACCUCGUUGUUAUCAUCCUCGAAACUUCGGCAAGAUCGUCAGAGUGGAACUGCAUCACUUCUCAGACGCUAGUACCACAGGUUACGGGGCCUGCUCCUACCUAAGAUACCAAAACGACAGGAAUGAGAUACACUGCAGCUUCGUUAUGGCUAAAGCGAGGGUAGCUCCUCUGAAGAUCACAAGCAUUCCACGAUUGGAACUCUCUGCCGCAGUCACUGCAGCCAGAAUGAGUAUCAUGCUAAAGGCGGAGCUUGACAUGAAAAUCGAGCAAGAAUUCUUCUGGACAGACUCACAAGUAGUACUCGCCUAUAUUAACAACGAGGCGCGAAGAUUUCAUGUGUUCGUGGCGAACCGUGUACAAUUGAUAAGAGAGAUUACAGACCCAAGCCAAUGGAACUAUGUAGACACAGCCCAUAACCCAGCGGAUUAUGCGUCUAGAGGUCUUCUUGUUCGUGACAUCUCCUCCACUAGCUGGUUGUCAGGACCCAAGUUUCUGUGGGACCAAAAGCCACUGCCCUUGCUUAAACCAUCUACCGAGUUGCUUGUAGGUGACCCUGAAAUCAAGUCAAUUCAAGUGCAUGCUACUCAAUCUAGCGAACAAAACGACAUCUUGGAGCGACUGAGUCGAUUUUCCACCUGGACGACACUGAUUAAGGUGGUAGCCAGAAUUAAAAGACUUGGGUCUAGGCAGAGCCAUUCAGCUGGUGAAGUUGUGACCGUUGAGGAACGCUCGAGAGCCGCUAAAGUGGUGUUUCAGCUCGUUCAGCUGCAAGCCUUUCCCCAAGAUCAAAGGACGUUGCAAAGAAAUCCCAGUGGGAGCACUAUUCCAAACUCAAGUCCUCUUCGUCACCUCGACCCCAUUUUGGAGGAGGGACUUAUUCGCGUUGGAGGAAGACUUAAAGGUUCCACUCUCAGCCAAGAACAAAAGCACCCCAUCAUUCUCCCUAAGGACAGCUACAUUACCAAGCUGAUUUUAUCCCAUUACCACGAAAAGACCUGUCAUCAAGGUCGAAAUCAGACUAUGAAUGAGCUGCGAGCAAACGGAUUCUGGCCUCUCGGUGGGAAUAAGUCAGUCGCCAAAUUAAUACAUGAAUGUGUGAGAUGCCGGAGGCUCAGAAGACCGACUGAAGAGCAACGAAUGUCUGAACUCCCCAGAGAGCGCUGUGAAGUCUCUGCUCCUUUCACAUUCUGUGGAAUGGAUUGUUUCGGCCCAUUCAUCACUAAACAAGGCCGCAAGGAGUGUAAGAGAUACGGACUUAUCUUCACAUGCUUAGCUUCUCGAGCAGUUCAUCUUGAAAUGCUGGAAGACAUGACCACGGACGCUUUUAUCAACGCCUUGAGGUGCUUUAUUAGCCUUAGAGGAGCUGUUAGUCACCUUUACUGCGAUCAGGGCUCAAACUUCGUGGGUGCGAAGAACGAGUUAAAGGAAGCGCUCAAGCAAUGUGACGCAGAGGCUUUGAAAGCUUUUCUUGCGGACAGACAGUGUGAAUUCAUUUUCAACGCCCCGUCUGCGAGUCAUGCAGGCGGGGUGUGGGAACGCCAAAUUCGGUCUAUUCGUAAUGUGCUGAACAUCACAAUUGCUCAAUGUCCAGGUAGAUUGGACGAUGCUUCCCUGAGAACCCUACUCUACGAAGCUAUGGCCAUCGUCAACAGCCGUCCACUAAAUGUUGAUGGAAUUAAUGACCCAAUGACUUUGGAACCUUUAACUCCAAACCACCUUGUACUGAUGAAGUCUAAGGUCGCCUUACCACCUCCAGGAAAGUUCGUCAAAGAAGAUAUGUAUGCUGCAAAGAGAUGGCGCAGAGUACAGUUCUUAACUGAACAAUUCUGGAGCCGGUGGAAGAAAGAAUACCUCUUGAAUGUGUCUACGAGGCAAAAAUGGCACGUACCUCGACGCAACUUGCAAAUAGACGAUAUAGUCAUCAUCAAAGAGGAUACACUUCCAAGGAAUCAGUGGCAAUUAGCUCGUGUAGUCGAGACUACAGAAGGAUCAGAUGGUUUGGUUCGUAGAGUAAAGGUUCAAGUUGGAGAUAAAGGACUACAACAGAAACAAAGUCAUAGCUACAAACAUUCAAUUAUUGAACGGCCAAUUCAAAAAUUGGUACUUCUCAUUGAAGAUAAAACCAGUAAGUUAACGCCUUGUUAAACUAAGGGAAAACACUUACAUCAGACGUGUUCAGUUAAGGAAUGUGAAACAAGUUUAUGUCUGCUUGCUACUUAUAUUCAUAUCCUUUAUAGUCUGCUUUUCCAUAGUCUAGAAAUCAUGUUCUGAAUAACUGUUGGUUAAUUCCUUUCUUUUGAAUUCAUUCAGUAUAACAUGAUUUGGUGGGAGUGUAAGUGGCCACUAGAGGUCACUAAGUUCAUGCUUCCAUUGAAUGUCAAUCAUAUUACCGGGUUGAGACUGCAACCCCGGAAUCUGAAUAGCGACAGAUGGUUUCUCUGCUUGUGUUUUCUUGCCUGUGUCUGGGGGACUUGGAUAUGCCUUUUUGAUUAUAAAGUCAGCGAUUGUUGCAAGCAGCAUUAUAUUGAGGAUUUGCAGUUGCACCCCUUGGUGAGCGGAAUGAGUUUUCACGGUGCUUAUGAAGAAGAUUGAAAAUAAAUGAUUAACGUUACACCCGUUAGAGACUCUCUGCUUGUUAUCGGGAAACCAGGGGGCAGCUAUAAUGUUGCAAGAUUUCUUUGAUUU
This is a messenger RNA of Misgurnus anguillicaudatus (oriental weatherfish), 7011 nucleotides long. Lineage: Eukaryota; Metazoa; Chordata; Actinopteri; Cypriniformes; Cobitidae. The record is from RefSeq and is a predicted model, not a curated record.